AUGCAUCCUAGAAGCUUGUUCAUCAUAUUAUCGGCCUUGACUCUCACCUCCGCCUCCCCUUUACGGCGUAGAUGCGGUAGUAGGGUUAGCAACAGCACUACCCCCACCCCUACCGACCCUUCUCCUGCGCUUCCAGUGGCAGCUGUCCCUACUUUGCCCACCACCGGUUCUGGUACCCAGCUCGCCGGUCCCGACGCCGCUACACUAAAGCACAUCCUCGUUGGUCACGGGAUUCAGAACUACACAUGCAGCGCAGAAGGGGCCACAGCCGCAUCUUUUGGUGCUCUAGCAGUAGUAUGGGAGAUCACAGACCUGUAUCCUGGAGCCUCUCCGUCUUCUCUCUCAGUAGACGAUUUCGAUGCCUUUGCUUCUACGGUACUACGCAAGACAGAUAUGCCAGUUAACCUGGCGGCAGAAGGUGGCUCUCCAUUUCCGGCACCUGCGGACCUAACAGUAGAGGGUAUACCCAGUCCUCUAAAGUUCCUAGGACAUCACUUCUUCGAUGAGGCGAACACCCCCACGUUCGACCUAUCGGGUGCGGACGAUGGUGAACUGUUCAAGGGGAAAAAGGACGCGGGUAUACCAGCACCAAGCGACGCUGAUAAGGGGGCCGACCCGGCUACCGGCGCCGUAGACUGGCUACGUCUAAGCGAUAAGGGCACAAGCACCGGCGUAAGUCUUGUGUAUCGUGUACUCACUGCCGGUGGAAACCCCGAGCUAUGUGGCAGUCCCGGCCAGACGCAGAGCAUACCGUACGCUGCACAAUACUGGAUCUACGAAAAUUGA
Messenger RNA from Daldinia childiae, 786 nucleotides. Its product is annotated as putative malate dehydrogenase protein. Bases 1 to 786 code for a protein of 261 amino acids. The record is from RefSeq and is a predicted model, not a curated record. The transcript is spliced from 2 exons. Lineage: Eukaryota; Fungi; Ascomycota; Sordariomycetes; Xylariales; Hypoxylaceae.